UCGGUUUAUUCAGUUUGAUCGGUUUAUAUACCAAAUCAUAUCCAUAUACCGAGUUUUUAGAAAGAAAAAAAAUUCAUUUAGUAUAUGUGAUUCUAUCAAAUCCAAACCACUUUCUCUAUUUCGAUUUGGUUUUACCGGAUUGGACAUCGUCAGUUCCACUUCAUCACUUUAUCUUGUUUCUGCCACCGAAAUGUUAAUAAUAGUAUGGAAGAUCUUUCGAUAUUAUUGUGGCAAGUAUAUUUUAAAUAGGAAUAGGGAAAUUUUGAGCAAAAAAAAAAGUAUAGGAAUAUUGGAGUCGGUAAUAACAUAUAUAACCGGAUAACUUAGGAAGGUUUAAGAGCCUCCUCCUGACCCGAUAAUGUCUCCUCCUCUGAUGAAAGUCAGAAAAGUAUCUUCAUUCAUCGCGGGCAAGAGACCAAGAGAAGAUGAUAAUGAUCCGUCGUCACCCUCACCACUUUCUUGGUUGCCCGACGAACUUGUUUUGCAGUGCUUACUCCGCGUCCCAAAAACCUACGACCUAAACCUCUCUUACGUUUCCAAAACCCUAAGGUCUCUUGUUCGCUCUCCUGACCUCCACCGUUUGCGCUCUUCCCUCCCUAAAAACUCCAUCUAUGUCUACUUCCGCGGAGAAAAAACUCUUGAACCGAAACAAUAUUGGUUCACUCUCCGUCAGAUUCAGAGUUCGAAACCGGAGAUUGAGUAUCAGUUGAUUCCGGUUAAUAACUUGCCUUCUCAUCCUUUUAUGUACCACUCUUCAGCCAUAGCGGUUGGAUCAGAGAUAUUCUUCGUUGGUGGAUUAUCCAAACCUUCUUCGGAUCUUUGGAUUCUUGAUACUCGUUCUGGAGAGUUGUCGCAAGGACCAAGCAUGAAGGUGGCUCGAACUUGUGACUCCGUCGUGGGAGUAAUCAACGGGAAGAUACACAUGAUCGGAGGGUGCCUAAACAAGAAGAUUCAAGUCGAGGUUUAUGAUCCAAAAACGCGAAGCUGGACAGUAGGCGAGGGUCCUGACGAGAGGUUUCGACUCGGACUAAUUACGAUGACGCAGUUAACUGCGUCGCUCGGUUGGAAUGUUUAUUCUGCUGAAACUGCGAAAAUCAAUGUGUACAAUGCGAGACAAGGUGGAAGACUGGAGACUGUGAAGAUGCCAAGUGAUGUUGUCUGGUGCAUGUGCGUAGUCGCUGAUUUGCUUUAUGCUUACUAUUUUCGUGAAGGGUUGAUGUGGCUCGACGCAAAGCGUAAGAUAUGGAAAAGAGUCAUUGGUGUUGGCUGUAAUGAUUUGAAGGCACUUGGUGUUAAUUUUCAUGACGCUGUAAUGGCGGAAUAUAAUGGAAAGCUGGCGAUUUUGUGGCCCGAGGCCGAGGGUAAUCAUUUAGAUAGGACGGAGAUAAGAAUUAGGUGUGCGUUGAUAGCGUUGGAUUGGGUUGGAGAUGGAAUGCGUGAGAGGAUUGAGUGGUCUGGCACCGUAGCCGAAAUGCCAGAUAAUUAUUCUUUUCAUAAAAUUUUUGUUGUUUCUGGGUGAGGUCCAUUUAUUGUUUAGUCACCCUUCCCCGCUAUUUGUAAAAUAUGGCUGUAACAUGAGCUCUGCCUGACUGUUUUUUUUUUUUUUUUGAGAAACAAUUACUGUUUAAGUUCUUUGCAAUCUUUAGACAAGUUGUUUUGCAUGUCCUUACUAUAUAUAUAAUCGACUUUGGAUAUACAGAUUCUUUUUUUCCAUCAGUUGUAUAAAAUAUACAGUUUUUUUUUUAUGUGCAUAUAGACUCUUCCUGGUAUAGAACCUUGAGAAUUUGACGCUGACCUUUUUGAGGAAAAUGAGAGGAAGAAAGAAUCUUGCAACACUCACAGCCGUUACAUUUUUGGUAGGUUCUCAGGAUUACCUGCAGAGUCUGUCUCCUAGGUAAUCUUGUUACCAAAGGGAUAGUGACCUCUUCUGUUGCAUAGUUGUUCAAUCGUUAUUUGAUUGAGAACAGACUUUAUGAUUUGAUUUCUAUUCUGAGUCGUGGAAAGAUGGAAACUCAUUGAUAUCGCGAACUAGUGAAAGUUUUCUGCUUUUCCAUUGCUUGAAGUAUGCUGCAUUCAAACGUUUGUCACUUGUCCGGAGUCCUUCAACUGAUUUCCUGCACAUCUCUAUUUUCUGCAUUUCUAAAUUUUGGUAUUUUAACAUUGAUAUUGAUGACACUGGUAAGAUUCAGUUAGUGAAACAUGGGGAAAGGCAUUUGAACACUUCAACUUUGGUAUUGUCUCAAUUCUGUUGGAACUAAAAUUAUUCUAUAACUUUGGUAUUUAUAGAAUAUUUAAUAUUCAAGCAUGGCCCCUCUCUCAGAUUUAUUCUAACCCUGUGGUGUUUCGAAUAUUUUUUAUCUACUCGAAUAUGGAUUAUUUAUUUUAACUGCCUAUUAAAUACAUUUACUUUCUAUGGAUAAUAUGUUAUAUCUUGAAAAGUCGAAAUGAUAAGAUUUAUAAGAACGAAGAUGAAAAUCCAGAAAAUAUUAUGAAUGUAGCGGACAUAGAGGAAGCUUGUGGCAGAUGCGCAACUAUAUAACUCAUAAAUUUCUGAGAUAAAGUAUGUUAACCAACCAAGCCAACAAAUGGGAGAUAUAUAUGAGAUGGUAUUAUGUGGAUGGAGCUUGGAACGAACACGACAGUUUUACAAGCUUGAUAAUGGUUUUGCAGCAGAGCCGUGCUUCAAGUGUAUCCAAAAAGGCUUUCGCCUAGGGCCCCCAAAAUAUAUAGUUUUUUUAGGGCUCCAAAUUUCCAAAAAUUAUUAGUAGUAUAUUGGUUUAAGUUUGUCAUUUAUUAUUCAAUACAAGUUCAAUUAUCUACAUUGCUUUUUAAAAAAAUGAGUAUUUUAUUUUAUUGUCAAUUUUCCAAAUUGAAAAAAUGAAUAUAUGUUUUAUAUGUCAAACUCCUAAAUAAAAAGGAAAAAGUGCAGCUUUAUAUACCAAUCUUGACGAUUCCAGUUUCUGUCGCCACUGCUGAAAGAAGCUUUUCCAAGUUAAAGCUAAUAAAGUCUUAUCUUCGAUCAACCAUGUCACAAGAAAGAUUAAAUGGUCUACCAAUUAUAUCGAUCGAGAGAUAAUUAGUUAGGAAUCUAGAUUAUGAUAAUUUGAUUAAAGAGUUUAUUGAAAAAGAGGGAAGAAAAAUUUUGCCUUAGUUUUUUAAAGUUAUUGUCUUAAUAUUUUUUUUUCAAAUAUAUAUUGUACCAUGA
Messenger RNA from Brassica napus (rape), 3205 nucleotides. Its product is annotated as F-box/kelch-repeat protein At2g22050-like. The coding region runs from base 359 to 1519 and encodes 386 amino acids. The record is from RefSeq and is a predicted model, not a curated record. The transcript has a single exon. Lineage: Eukaryota; Viridiplantae; Streptophyta; Magnoliopsida; Brassicales; Brassicaceae. Gene Ontology annotation, molecular function: protein binding.